CCAACCUCGGAAAGGGGCACAGCAGUAAUUCACCACUAGCCAUUAUUCUCCCUCUCACUACAAAAACAAGGAAAAGAGAGAACAAGAAAGCCAUAAGCCUAUGCAAACUGCUGAAGCACGGAAAAACAGAAGAUGGUGGGAGGGAGACUUGGAGAGACCAUAGGGAUGAGAGAAGAGCUCAUCAAGAAAGCUUGUUCCCUUUCCUUGAAGGCUCACAGGGCUUCUGGGAAGCCAUAUCUCUACGAGAAAAGCCGCAGCUCAUCCGAAGCUGUUUUCGGCUUCCCAGGGUCAUGGUCUGUGGAGGAUUGGUUCAGCAGCAGGCCUUUCGGAGAUACGAAGGCCUCUCUCAAUCUGUUUCCUUCCCUCAGGAGUAUCGGCAACGAUGAAGUAGCCGUGGUGAAUGAAGCCUUUUUCCGGAGAUUUGAAGUCAUUCUCAGAAAAACUUCAUUUGAAAAGGAGGUCAAGAAAGCAGUGACAGAGAAGAAGCAGAUAGUAUUCGCAGGGCAUUCCUCAGGUGGCCCAAUGGCCAUUCUGGCAACCUUUUGGUUCUUAGAGGAGUACAUAAGGAAAAGCAGCAAUCCUACGACCCCCCUCUGUGUAACAUUUGGGUCCCCUCUAGUUGGUGAUCGCAUCAUUCCACAUGCAUUAAGGAGGGAGAACUGGGAUACUUACUUCAUACACUUUGUCAUGAGGUAUGACAUUGUCCCUCGCCUAAUGCUCGCUCCUCUCUCCUCCAUUGGAGGAGAACUUCAGCCCGUUCUCCACUUUUUCAAUCCAAGAUCCUUGUAUUUUGGAAACGAUUCUGUUGCAAUGGCCGAGGAAGCUUCAAUUUUCUUUUUGAAGGUGAUGAGGAAUGUAUCGUCUGUUGCCAGCCAUAUCGCAUGCAAUCUGAUGGGGUCCACAUACCCGUUGCUGGAAACUCUAACCAGCUUCAUAGAACCAAGUCCUUACAGGCCUUUUGGUACCUAUGUCUUCUGCACUGGGAAUGGAAAGCUGGUUGUUGCGAAGAAUUCGGAUGCAGUGUCGCAAAUUUUGUUCUAUAGCUGUCAGUUGCAAUGUGAAGCAGAAAUCAAAGAGGUGGCUGGUAAAAGUCUAAAGGAACAUCUGGGGUAUGAAAAUGAACUGCAAGGAAGCUUAGAAAUGCAAAAUGUGGCCUACUUGGAUGAUCAUUUCAAAGAGCUUCCUUUGUCCUCAAAUGCAAGCAUAGAGGGAGAGAUGGGAAAUCUUAACACAGCCUUGAAUGACCUUGGUGUGAGCACAAGAGGUAGGCUGUGUCUUCGUGCUGCAGGUGAACUGGAAAAGCAAAAACAGGGAAACCAGGACAAGAUAAACCGGAACAAGACUGAGAUCGAAAAAAGACUCAGAAGCAUCUGGAAAUACCAAAGUGAAAGGGAAGUUCGCAAGGUGGGGUAUUAUGAUUCCUUCAAGUUACAAAAUGAUGUUGAGGACUUUCAUGCCAACGUUAAUAGGCUAGAGUUAGCGGGCAUGUGGGACGAAAUUAUAGAAAUGUUGAAAAAGUAUGAACUUCCGGGUGAAUUUGAGGGGCAGGAAGACUGGAUAAAGCUUGGAACCGAGUACAGAAGGUUGGUGGAGCCUCUAGAUAUUGCCAACUUCUACAGGCACUUAAAGAACGAUGACACUGGACCCUACAUGUUCAAGGGUAGGCCGAAACGAUACAAAUACACCCAACGGUGGCGCGAACAUGCUGAAAGAAUGGGAAAAGGAUCCAGCUCAGAAUCCUGCUUUUGGGCUACAGUGGAGGAACUUAGAAGUAGCAAUAAGAAGUUUGAAGAGAUGAAGGAGGAGAUUGUGCAAUUAGAGACAGAUCUAUUCAAAUGGCUUAACCAUGAGGAGAUCGGAAAGGAUGUGAUCUUGGACGAGUCGACAUUUUCCAAGUGGUGGAAAAUGCUCGGGAAAAAUCCUGCAUUGCUGGGCUUAUGAGAAACUGAAAGAACAUUUCGGCUGCGAAAAUGUUAUCCAUGACAACUAUCCAUGAAAGUGUCCAUGAAAUGGUAACGGACAGUCAAUCUGGACCGUACGUUACCUUUUCAUGGACACUUUCAUGAAUAGUUGUCACGGACCCUAUCAAACCUCUUUAGGCUAUAUUUGGAACUGGAACAAGAACUUGGGUAAGGAAAUAGACAAGUUAACCGCUCACAAUGGUUAGAUCCUUCCAUUUUUUCCAAUUUAUUUUCCUUAUCACAUCCUUGAUUCUUAGAGGUAUCCGUGUAAAAACUGUCUAGAUUGUAAGAAUCCAGAUGUUACUCUUACCUUUGCAACACGUGGUUCUUAUAAAAUAAUAAAAUCAGCCGUAAUGUUUGUGAAA
Molecule: messenger RNA, 2326 nt
Organism: Rhododendron vialii
Lineage: Eukaryota; Viridiplantae; Streptophyta; Magnoliopsida; Ericales; Ericaceae
Product: protein EDS1L-like
Exons: 3
Coding region: 133-1941 (602 amino acids)
Biological process (GO): defense response; lipid metabolic process
Source: RefSeq, a predicted model, not a curated record